AUGGUUUCAUUCUGGCCAUGGGGGAAGGAUGAUUCCUCUCCGGCUUCCUUUGAGAAAGCCCUUUCCGCUCUUGCUGCCAAGAUCACGACCACCCAAACGCAGCUCGACCAGACUCGGGCGAAAUCCAGACGGGUCAGGGUUCUAAGCACGCUAUAUCUGGGGUUUGCAUACUUGGUUUAUGGAAUUGUCUUGAUUCUGGUGGUGGGAUGGAAGAAUAUGGGACCUUGGGAAUGGACAGGCAUGGCGGGAGGCCCGAUCGUCAUCACGGCAGUCCGCACCACCACCACCGCCCUCUUCGAAUACCGCAUUGAGCAACUCAACGCGCGGCUCAAAGAGUACCAAGCAGAGCGAGCCAAGACUAUCCAGAAGCUGAAGGAUGCAACCAAGUACGAUUCGACCCUUGAAUUGCUGGAGAAAUACGGCGGGGUCGAGAACAAGCAGAAGAAGGAGGGAAAGGCGACCGAGGAAAGCGGCGACGCGGGUCAAAAAGAGGGAAGAGGCAAGGCGAAACACCAAGGAUUGCCGCAACGUACAAACAUGCCACCACCGCCCACUGCGAACAUCCAGCGACCAGCUGUACCCGGCCCCAGCACGCCCCAGCCCAGGCCACACAGCCGGCUAGGCGCACCGUCCCAGCCGGAACUAGCCCAGCUCGACAUGGACACAUCAGCCGAGUUUGCACCGAAUGCGUUUGACGGAAGGCCCCCACCCGCGUUGAUGCAAUAUCCGCCAGCGACCGUGGCUCCUCCGGCCGAGUCGCACUGGUACGACCGCAUCCUCGAUACUUUGCUGGGCGAGGACGAGACAGCAGCCAAAAAUCGAAUUGUCUUGAUCUGCUCGAACUGCCGCCUCGUUAACGGGCAAGCGCCACCCGGGACCAAGUCAUUGUCUGAGCUGGGGAUGUGGAAGUGCAUGGCUUGCGGCGCUCCGAACGGGGAGAUGGACGAGGGCAAGCGAAUUGUGCGGGAGGUGUUAGGAGCACGCGCCGCAGAGGUCAAGGCUGAGUCAGCAGACGAUGAUGCGAGUAGAAGCUCAAGCGACCUUGUUGAGGUGGAGAAGGAUACGCUCGAAGCCAAACCAGAGAAGAGUUCGGGCGCCGAAGGACCAAGGAAACGGAAAGGACAAGGGGCUCAAUAAUCGCACCCGUUCGUUGUUCACUCACUCGUUUUCUUUCUUUCUUUGUCUGUUUGUUGUCUGUAUGUCUUUGGGACCACAAGAAACACUUUUGCUUUGCCACG
This is a messenger RNA of Thermothelomyces thermophilus ATCC 42464, 1238 nucleotides long. RefSeq lists its product as uncharacterized. The transcript has 2 exons. Gene Ontology annotation, biological process: endoplasmic reticulum tubular network organization. Bases 1 to 1137 code for a protein of 378 amino acids. NCBI's taxonomy places the organism in Eukaryota, Fungi, Ascomycota, Sordariomycetes, Sordariales, Chaetomiaceae. Gene Ontology annotation, cellular component: endoplasmic reticulum tubular network. The record is from RefSeq and is a predicted model, not a curated record.